Bicyclus anynana (squinting bush brown) is the source of this 958-nucleotide messenger RNA. RefSeq lists its product as uncharacterized. Bases 93 to 848 code for a protein of 251 amino acids. Lineage: Eukaryota; Metazoa; Arthropoda; Insecta; Lepidoptera; Nymphalidae. The transcript has a single exon. The record is from RefSeq and is a predicted model, not a curated record.
UGCCAAUGUAUUUGGUCAUAACCAUCCUGAUUUGAGUUCAAAAUUUAAAAACACUGGAUAGUAUUGAAUUUGUUUGAAAUUGUUAAGUAAAAAUGGAAACAGAAACUGAAAAUUUCACAGAAAAACCAAUUAGGAAAAUUGAGGAUAUUAUUGACCUGCAGAAGGCCAACGGCAACAUAAAUGUACGGCAGGUAGCAUUUAAGUUACCCUCUGAUACUGAUAGCGGUUUAUCUGCGAGCGUAGCCAAGUCUUCAGAAACCGGGUUGACUAACGCUAAACUAGAAUACAAAAAGAAAGCAAAAAGAUUACGUUCCAAACUUCAGAAAGACUUAUUGUCGGAUGUAGUAUCUUGGCCGAGCGAUUCGGAUAUAACCGUACUAAGAAUGAAGCCACAUUCCAAUAAAGGUGAUAAAAAGAUGAGUAAUAUAAUAUUAGGCGACGGUCCCCACCAACCUGAUAGUUUGUCUAUGAUAAAUUUAGCUACUCUCAUUUUAAAAUCGCAACCGCCAUCCAAACAAAGUCUCGUAGAAGAAUAUUUAUUACCUCUGACUUCAUGGGAGCGCGCAGUGGACCCAAAUGUAAAGAAACCUACUCCAUUGAAUGCUAUAUCGAAUAUUUCAAAUGAUACUAGGGAAUUAAACGCCUACCAAACACGAUAUAGCCAUACAGAUAUGCUGUCUCAUAAGGAUAGCGAUGCUUAUGAGUGCGACACUCAUACAAAAUCGAAAGUGGCGAAAUUUCUGCGUCUCUAUUUCUGCCCUUGCUGCACAUGUCUUUAUAAUUUGGAGAAAAUGCAAGAACCCUGCGCUCUUGCUUUGCAAAGCGCUAAAAAAAAUGUUAAUAAUUAAUCAAAUUCAGCGUCUAGUACCUAACAUGUUUAAAAUAUAAAAAUAUAUUAUAUAUUGAAUUGAGUGUACCCUAAUUUUUAUUUAAUAAUGAAAUAAAACGGAGAUUUGAA